AUGUCGGUGACAUUGGACCUUCAACCGGCCAAAGGUAGCUCACCAGACUUCAUCUCCCGAGGUCCAACGCCGCCACGACAGUACUCGCGGAGUAGUGCAUCAUCUAUUCUCGGCGUGUUGCUUCAGUGCUGCUCGUCACCAUCCCAUUUGAGUAGCAGACAUGGACAUGCUUGGCUGGGACUCGGAUUCAGUUGGCUUGUUCAAAGACGGCGGUCUACGAUAUCAAAGAAGAUCAAGCAUGUGAAAGUGUAG
Messenger RNA from Pochonia chlamydosporia 170, 252 nucleotides. RefSeq lists its product as hypothetical. The transcript has 2 exons. Bases 1 to 252 code for a protein of 83 amino acids. Lineage: Eukaryota; Fungi; Ascomycota; Sordariomycetes; Hypocreales; Clavicipitaceae. The record is from RefSeq and is a predicted model, not a curated record.